GUUCAGAUCUCUUCCUCUGCCAGCCGGUGAAGGGCAAAGUCCGAGGGCGCUACCGCCUCACCGGCUCCAGUGAUCGUCCCGGCGCUCCCUUCCUCGCAACGUCAGGACCGGAGAUCUGCGCGGGAGUGGCUCUCUACGCAUCCAAGCAUCGCCGCUGGUCUUCUCUCGUAAGGCUUUCCCUUCGUCGCUAUGGAUAAACUGGCUAAUGCAAACUCGCAGUUUGCUCUGGAUCUUUUCCAAAAGUUGACGGAAGCCCACCCAACCGGCAACGUUUUCUUUUCUCCGCUCAGUGUAUCGUCCGCCCUGGCCAUGGUCGCCUUAGGGGCCCGCGGUAACACAGCCUCGGAACUCCUGAAGACAUUUCAUUUUGAUGGAGUUGAAGAUCUUCAUUCAGUAUUUCACACGCUCAAUACUAAAAUUAACCGGAGCAAUGCACUCUACGUUCUGAAACUUGCUAAUAGAUUGUAUGGAGAAAAAAAUUUCAACUUUUUGUCUGAUUUCUUGACUAGCACCCAGAAUUUGUAUGGAGCUGAAUUAUCCACAGUGGAUUUCUUGAAUGCUCCAGACAAGGCAAAAAAGGAAAUUAACCAAUGGGUUGAACAGCAGACUGAAGGUAAAAUCCCAAAGUUGUUAUCUGAAGGAUCCAUCGAUGAAAUGACUAUAUUGGUUUUGGUGAAUGCUGUCUACUUUAAAGGCAACUGGGCAAAGGCAUUUAAAGAAAAAGAUACUGAAGACAAGCCUUUUAAACUAAAUAAGAGAGAAAAGAAGCAUGUGAAGAUGAUGUUUAUGAAAGAGAAGCUUCCCAUUGGUUAUAUCUCUGAAUGCAAGUGUCGUGUGUUGGAACUGCCAUACAAGGGAGAGGAUCUUAGCAUGAUCAUCCUUUUGCCUGACAGCAUUGAGGAUAAUUCCACAGGCCUGGAACAGCUGGAGAAGCAGCUUACUUUGGAAAAACUGCAAGAAUGGACCCAGUCCAAAAAUAUGAACUCCAGCGUGGACGUCAAUGUACAUCUACCUAAAUUUCAGCUGGAAGAAAACUAUGAUCUUAAACCUUACUUUGUAGCAUUGGGGCUAGUAGAUGUGUUUGACAAGGGCAAGGCUGAUUUGUCUGGAAUGUCACCAGCUCAGAAUCUCCAUGUGUCCAAAAUUGUUCACAAGUCCUUUCUAGAAGUAAAUGAAGUGGGCACUGAAGCAGCAGCUGCUACUGCUACAAUUAUGGCUAAUUCUCGGCCCGUGGAGAAGAAUUUUAAUGCUGACCAUCCUUUCUUAUUUUUUAUCCGUCAUAAUCCAACAAACACGAUACUUUUCCUUGGUAGAUUUGCUUCUCCAUAAAGAGUAUCGUAAGUCAUAAAACCAACUUCCAGCGUCCUAGCAAAUACUUGUUUCUCUGCCUGCUUGGGGGAAUUGAACAAGUUGGGUUCCUCCAGAUAUAUUCCAUUUUUGAUUUUCUUGAACACCUGAGCCUGUUAACAGGUUUUAUGUGACACUUUGUUCUAAAGGGUAGCUGUUAUGUAUGUAGAUUUUGGGCAGGCAGUUUGAAUUAACUGACCGUCAGCUGAUUGGCUGACCACCACAGCUGCAAGGUAUAUAAAGGAAGCUGUUUCCCCUGGUCAGUGGCUGGGUUCUCACCCUACAAUAAAGAGCUGUUGUCACUCGCUGCCUGGCUUGCUGCGUCCUCAUUCACCCAAUUUAACAGUAGCCAUCUCUAAUCUAGGACAUUCAAGGUUUGUUUGACUGGAGUUCCUUUAAUUUCCAUUUAGUUAGGAAUUCUGGGAAUUGUAGUUUGAGCUGUUUGGAAGCCACCAGGCAGGGGGAAGCUACUCUGCAAUGUAUUUGUAAAAGAAAUAACACAUGAAUUACUGAAAUAAAGUUGGCCUUCAUUCAAUAUAA
Pantherophis guttatus is the source of this 1887-nucleotide messenger RNA. Its product is annotated as leukocyte elastase inhibitor-like. NCBI's taxonomy places the organism in Eukaryota, Metazoa, Chordata, Lepidosauria, Squamata, Colubridae. Gene Ontology annotation, molecular function: serine-type endopeptidase inhibitor activity. Gene Ontology annotation, biological process: negative regulation of endopeptidase activity; negative regulation of interleukin-1 beta production. The record is from RefSeq and is a predicted model, not a curated record.